AUGAAGGGGUUCAAUUUUAGCAACCCAGCAGGCUUUAUCUUACUGGGAUUCUCUGACCAGCCACAGUUGGAGAUGGUUCUUUUUCUAGUCAUCUCUGUUAUCUACAUUUUGACACUGCUGGGGAACACAGCAAUCAUACUUGUUUCAUACUUGAAUCCCAAACUCCACACCCCCAUGUAUUUCUUCCUCUCCAAUCUCUCCUUCCUGGACCUCUGUUUUACUACCAGUAUUGUCCCCCAGAUGCUUUGGAAUCUCAAGGGCCCUGAGAAGACCAUCAGUUACACUGGUUGUGUGAUCCAGUUAUACAUUGCUCUGGGAUUGGGCUCCACAGAGUGUGUCCUCCUGACUGUUAUGGCCUAUGACCGUUUCAAUGCUAUCUGUCGACCACUCCACUAUGGUGUUAUCAUGUACCCAAAGCUUCUCCAGCAACUAGCAGCUGUGGCCUGGACCAGUGGUUUUGUGGAGUCCACAGUUCAGACCACCCUUGUUUUCCAGCUGCCUCUCUGCAGCCACCACAGAGUGGAUGAUUUUAUGUGUGAGGUGCCUGCCCUGAUUAAAAUUGCUUGUAUGGACACAACCUUCUUGGAAAAUGAGCUCUCCAUAGCUACUGUCCUCUAUGUGGUUAUACCUCUGGGGCUUAUCCUGGUCUCCUAUGGCUGCAUUGUUAGGAGUAUGCUGAGGAUAAAAUCCACUGAAGGCAGGAAGAAAGCUUUUGGGACCUGUGGAUCUCACCUGAUUGUUGUGGUUUUGUUCUUUGGGACUAUAAUUUCUGUGUAUAUACAACCCAAGAGCAAGUACACACAGAAUCACAGAAAAUUCCUCACCCUUUUCUAUACUGUGGUGACACCCUUACUUAAUCCUUUGAUCUAUACCUUGAGAAACAAAGAAUUUAAGUGGGCAAUAAAAAGGUUGCUGGCAAGAGACCCAAGUUAG
Molecule: messenger RNA, 933 nt
Organism: Marmota flaviventris (yellow-bellied marmot)
Lineage: Eukaryota; Metazoa; Chordata; Mammalia; Rodentia; Sciuridae
Product: olfactory receptor 2G3-like
Biological process (GO): G protein-coupled receptor signaling pathway
Cellular component (GO): membrane
Molecular function (GO): G protein-coupled receptor activity; olfactory receptor activity
Source: RefSeq, a predicted model, not a curated record